GAAAUGACUUUGCGCCCUAAAAACUACCUAGUUUUUUUUUGACAUUUUGUAGGUUUUUUACAUGAUACCCGUGCCGGAUUGAAUGCGUACAAGAUAUUAUUUUCGAGCACGUGACAUACGUGAUCUCUCUCAUUCACAUUGAAUUCUUGACAUCAAUGACCCUCUAUCCAUACUGUAUGUUCGUAUUUCGCAUUGAACAUAAAAAAUUCCUCCAUUACUGAUGUAUAGGAUUUGAACGAUGUGUUUGGUGACUAUUGAAUGUAGGCAUGAAGCUUUAUGUCAACGUCUAUUUGAGUUUGAAAUUGAAUAAGUGUCAUCCUCUAAAUAAUUAUACUAAAACAUACAUAUUUAUUCUAGACGUAAUUCACAGACAUUCAUUAUAUUCCUUAUACACACAACUUGCUAUAAUAUAUGAAUACGAAAAUAGUAGAUAUACACAAUAUAUAUUAGAUUUAAUUGAACACAACAUUAACCAUCUAAUAAUGGGGUGAU
This is a messenger RNA of Acanthoscelides obtectus, 492 nucleotides long. Lineage: Eukaryota; Metazoa; Arthropoda; Insecta; Coleoptera; Chrysomelidae. The record is from the annotation of a GenBank genome assembly.